CAACCGUGCAUUGGGCGCCUUGCCAUUCUUGCCAUUCUUGCCAUCAGUUUGUUGACCCUUGUUUCCAAGGUUGUUGGAGAGUUUUUACAUCGGUUGAAAAUGGCUGCUGGAGGCUCUGUCCCCACAGAAGCCGGUUUUGCUGUUGAAGUUAAGACGGACUGCCUGCAUGUCUUGGCACUAACAAACGUAGCCUCACUUCAUGUUGAUUUGUCUAAGCCUUGUGAGACAUGCGAUAACGUUGGUGAGAAUUGGCUUUGCCUCGUGUGUUCGUCUGUUUUCUGCAGUCGUUAUGUCAAUUGCCAUAUGGUGGAACACAACUCCGCAUCAGGACACAUGGUGGUUUUGAGUUUCAGUGAUCUGAGUGUGUGGUGCUAUGGUUGCGACUCAUACAUUGGAUCUCCUCUGCUUCAACCAAUACUAAAAGCUGCUGAACUGGCCAAAGAUAGCAAGUGACGAAUUGAAGGUCUUAAAUCAAGUACACAGAGAGACAUCUGCUGGUUCAGGCUCCAUAAAAUACUCCAGUAAAGCUGAGUGUGUCAUAAUAUGUUUGUUUUGAUUAACAAAAGGAUCAAAAUCCAAUUUCACAAGAGCAUAGUUUAUUAAAUAACCUAUUUAAGUUUUAUUGGUGUGAAAUAAGCUAUAUAAUACAGUUGAAGCUGUCAUGGAAUAAGCAAAUUUGAAAUAAACAGUUUUGGAAACUUUUGAUUAGUGUCCAAAGAGACGGAUUGUGACUUUAACUCCUGGGGUGGGAACUCCCAGAAAAAUCUGGUGGGGGUAUGUGGCCCACUUCCCAAAACCCUUACCAUUUAAAUGACCAAAAUCUGCAAUUUUCCCUACCGUAUUUAUGACUUGUCCAAACGUUUGGUACCCUAUUUAUGGCCUUUGCAGCUGGCACACUUGCUCUAAACAUAAUUUAUGAAGAACUUUUGAUGAUCAAGUCUUCUCAUCAAUAAUGCUGAAAAAGUAGCUUCUUCUAAAGAACAUACAUUUACUUACUUCA
Orbicella faveolata is the source of this 1000-nucleotide messenger RNA. Its product is annotated as protein deacetylase HDAC6-like. NCBI's taxonomy places the organism in Eukaryota, Metazoa, Cnidaria, Anthozoa, Scleractinia, Merulinidae. The record is from RefSeq and is a predicted model, not a curated record. Gene Ontology annotation, molecular function: zinc ion binding.